Molecule: messenger RNA, 1179 nt
Organism: Ramularia collo-cygni
Lineage: Eukaryota; Fungi; Ascomycota; Dothideomycetes; Mycosphaerellales; Mycosphaerellaceae
Product: probable trihydroxytoluene oxygenase
Exons: 1
Coding region: 1-1179 (392 amino acids)
Biological process (GO): L-methylmalonyl-CoA metabolic process
Cellular component (GO): mitochondrion
Molecular function (GO): methylmalonyl-CoA epimerase activity
Source: RefSeq, a predicted model, not a curated record
AUGGCUGAUACAAACAACACAAGCUAUACUCCACCUUCGGAAACCACAACCCAGCAUGGAGAAACCAGACCAGUAACCAUCACAGCGAACGAAGCMGCCAACAACAACGACACAGCACCAAAUCGCGGAGCCUCAAUCCCCGACUCAGAAGCAAUAGGCCCCGAAUCCCUCCCCCUCUCAACCUGGCAAGAAACCAACAACAUCAACACCAAAAACCAAAUCAAACUAGUAAAACUCGUCCACAUGCGCUACCAACACCCCGAUUUCCCCUCAAUAAUAAAAUUCCUCAAAGACUUCGGCCUACAAAUCGCAAAACAAACCCCCAAAGAAAUCUGGUGGCGAGGCUACGGCACAGAAGAUCCAUACGUCUACUACGCCCUCAAAGGCCCCUCGAAGAAAUUCCUCGGAGGAACAUUCCUCGUAGAAAACAUGUCCGAAUUAGAAAAAGCCGCCGCCCUCCCUUCCGCCACUUCGCCCAUAACAGAAAUGAAAGAUGCGCCAGGUGGAGGAUAUAUCCUCACCUUACAAGAUCCUGAAGGCUUUCCCAUAAAUUUGGUCUAUGGACAAACUCCCGCCGCCCAACCACCAGGAAAUUUUUCUUCCCUCCCCCCAAAAAUCAUCUAUAAUGAUGAAUCGCAUAAACCUCGCGUGAGGAAAUUCAAUCGCUACACUCCAGGUCCCGCGGCGGUUCAUAAACUCGGGCAUUAUGGAUUAUGUGUAAAAAACUUCCCGGAGCAACUGGAUUGGUAUACCAGGACUUUUAAUCUCGCUCCGACGGAUUUCUUGUACGUCCCCACAGAACAAGGGAAGAAGAAAGAUGUAGCGGUUUUUGCUCAUAUUGAUCGAGGGGAGGAUCCCGUUGAUCAUCAUACUUUUUUCAUGUCGACGAAUAAGACGUCCCAUGUGCAUCAUUCGAGCUUUGAGGUGCAUGACUUUGAUACGCAGCAGUUGGGUCAUCAGUGGCUUGCAAAGCAAAAUUACACGUCUGUGUGGGGUGUUGGGAGGCAUAUUCUGGGUUCACAGAUCUUCGAUUACUGGUGGGAUACGACGGGCAAUAUGGUAGAGCACUACUGCGAUGGCGAUCUGGUGAACAAACAUACUCCGGUUGCAUGGGGAAAGGCUGGUGACGAGGGACUUGCCGUUUGGGGACCCGAGGUGCCUAGUUGGUUUCUUGAUUGA